AUGCUUCCAAGUCAAUACUCUACAACGUCUCCACCUGUGUCAGUUGAUUCAAUGGAAACACUAUGUGACUUUCUUGAUGAUUUAUAUACUUCGAAUUAUUUAGCAAUUAAUAAAAAUGAACUAGAGGAAAGUACCAUUCAUCGAAUUUAUACCGAUUUAACAACAGUUGAAAAUCUUACUAAUGAUGAAUAUGUGUCACUUUUACAUUUGAUUAAUGAAGACAUACCAACAGCCGAAAUGAUUGUAUCAGAAAAUAUAUUUACUUCCAUGGAAUCCGAUGAUUCCCAAUCAUCUGUAAGAAGUAACACUCCAAUCCCUUCGGAUAAUGAUGAUAAAGAACAAUUUAAUCCGAAAGAAUGGCUUGUUCGUGAUGCUUCUUCACGUCAAAUUCGUCAACCAAAAUUAUAUGAAUUUCUUCAUUUACUUGUCGAUAAUUCACGUUAUAAUUCAUAUGCAUCUUGGUUAAAUAAAGAUGAAGGUUUAUUUAAAAUUCAUAAACCAGCUCAUGCUGCUAAUCUUUGGAAACAAGUUAAAAGACGAAGAACUAAAGGUUCAAUGGAUUAUGAUACAUUUGCACGUGGUAUUCGAUACUAUUAUAAAUCUGGAUCAAUGAUUAAAACACAUACAAAACACACGUACUGCUUUGCUACAAAUUACCAUCUUUAA
Adineta steineri is the source of this 666-nucleotide messenger RNA. The record is from the annotation of a GenBank genome assembly. NCBI's taxonomy places the organism in Eukaryota, Metazoa, Rotifera, Eurotatoria, Adinetida, Adinetidae.